AUGGGUGAACGUGCUACCCGGCAUUUGGGCGCCGACAACGCUGCGAACGUUCGAGUCCGAAUCGACCGCUCGCACGUGAUCUCUGUGAGCGAUAACCAUACAUUAGUGACUUGGCCCGACUGCAGCCUGUCAACUUAUGGUUCUUUUCGGCCUUGCUGCAAGGAUUUGACGCGCCGAUUCAGGCUCGCGCGCACGGACCCUUUCUCCCCCGUGGAUGCUAUAGCUGUGCUUCCCACACGCGGGCUCACGGGCGGCACUCGCAACGCACGUUCCCUUUCGGGCCCUUCACUGCGUUGUCGACGUUUCCUCACCAGCUUCUGCGGCUGCGUUCACCACCUGUAGGGAGGGGUGCGUUCCUCACUCCCAAGACUACCUCCCAGCUGACAAGGUCGCUGAUCGAGAGUUCCAUCUUGCCGGACGUUCACAGCUGCUAGCAGCUCGUUAUGAAACCCUCGACGUGGCUCGCUUAGAGUAGCUCGGGGUAAGUGCUUCGAUACACCCAAGCUUGUUGCACGGUGUACUUUGCACUUGGAUCCCUGCAAAUUCUUUGUGGGGGCAUUUUGCUCCGGGCCCUUGUUGGGCAACGAGCUAAAUCGCAUAUCUCUCAGCAGACCCUUUGCCGUCCUUUGCACCAGCCGCACCCCAACUGUCUUUAUACAGUGUCUUGCCUUUGUCGCAAAGGUAUGCUGAGACGAUCAGUGGACUUGCUCCAUCAUCAGUUGCAGCCGACUGACAUCCAGAAGCUUGCGUCGCAAAGCUCCCAUUUGUCAUCCCGCCCACCAUCCCUGUGUAUCACCAAGAAGUUCGGACUCUCUUCCGUUUAGAUCAAUCUCUUGCGGUUUUCCCCAGAAGGCUGGGUUUUCACCGCUUGAGGUAUUUGUUUAACAACUCCUACAUCACCAAUGUUGUCCUUCGUCUUGCUGCAACUCGAACCACUAUUCCGCUACGACUCGCGCGAGUGGUCAGGAGAGUCGAUAUCACCGAGUUGCAUCCCCCGCCCCAAGGACCAGGCGCUUGGUCGCUCGUCGAGCGUCUCGUGUCGGCCAAGUAA
This is a messenger RNA of Microbotryum saponariae, 1051 nucleotides long. The record is from the annotation of a GenBank genome assembly. NCBI's taxonomy places the organism in Eukaryota, Fungi, Basidiomycota, Microbotryomycetes, Microbotryales, Microbotryaceae.